GGACCUCACACGCAAUCAGCCAGACGUCCCGGCUUCGCCUCUGGCAGUUCAGUCUGCCUGUGACCUCAGAGGACAACCUUUGCUACCCCCAACCCUACGUCCUACACAGUCACAAAGAGGUAAAGUGAGUGGCCCGUGUGGCCAGGCGGGUGCAGAGGACCCAAGGCGCGGACUUGGCGCGCCCUGUCCGGGGUUUAGCGAGCCUGGCUCCGCAGCACAAGGGGCCAUCGAGCGCACGAGCUCGGCGGCGCCCCUAGCUCAGGCUGGCGUCACUGCGCGCCGGCGGGGCUGUUGAUAGGACAGUACUAUGACUCUCCCUUGUGCCCCACUUGGGGGUCACCAGCCGGGAAGAGCUAAAGGGGACAGGGGCGCUCUUGUGCGGAAACGGGACGCCAAAAACGGCGAGUGGACGUUAAUUAUGGCCCUCAGCUCCGUUUCACUGGCUGGCGGGCUCUACCUCGCCUACCCUUCCUCCCGCACAGCGGGCCCCAUGCCCCCAAUUCCUUUUGGCCCUUACGAGUCCCCCGACGAGGAACGAGGCGCUCAGAAGACGCAGACGAACCCGAAUUCAGGUCCGAAGUCUCCAGAGCCCGAGUUGGCCCCCGAGCUCCCCCACCCGCGGACAUCCUGUAACUGGGGCGACGCGAGAACUGCGGGACCCUCAGCUCAGGGCUGGAGGGACGCCUCGGGGGACGAUUCGGGCAAACAUCCGAACCGUCGGCGCCGAGGCAGGUGCUGUGCUGAAGACUCAGCAGGAAGCGCUCCCCGAAGGCCUAGCGAUGUCGUCCGCUCUCCCCGCGACACUGGCCCACCCAAUACAGAGUUAGUGUCCACUGUGUGCCUGGCCCGUGAGCAGCCCUGUCCAGGGCCGGGCCCAGCUGUCACUGAACGCACCAUCUACUGGGCAGACCCCUUACACAAUGCUCACGAGUUCAGAGAGCGGCUUGGGCAUGAAGGAAAUAACUACGGUGCGCGCUGUGACGGGAGAGAAAGGCGGCCAGUCUAGCUAAAGAACCCACACGCGCAGUGAAGUGGGCGACGUGGCCCAGACCGGGGUCGGCCCGCUUGCUUGGCACUAGAAGGUUAAGCCUCUGGCCGGCGGGAAAGUAGUCCCGGCCAGGCGCCCGGCCCCGCCCCUGCACGGCGGAGGGACGCAUCACGCAGGGGUGGAGAAGCGGAUCCGUGCGCGGGGUUGGUAAGGGUGAAACUUUUCAUUGACUUUGCUCACUUCGGGCUGGGGCGCGGGAAGGUGUGGGUCCUCGUGUAAGAAAGGCGAGUGACAGGGGCGACAGAGGCCAGAAGGGCAGGACUGUCCUCCUCUCCGCGACACGAGUCACCCUCUGCUCCACCAUCCAUCCCCGCGCCGUCGCUGCCAGCCGGCCCGCCCUCCCUUCAUUCCCCUGCCACUGAUCCCAACCUCCAAAAAGCUGAAGGAAUUAUUAUUGGGCCAAUAAUACCCUCGUUCGUCCCCCGACCUUCAACAACGAACAGGACACAUUGGCUCCCAGCCCGGUGGCGCCCGGCAAGGAAGGGAGAGCAACUCCGCCCCACGCUCAGGACUACCCUGGAGGGAGAAGCCGCCCGGCCGCCGGCAGAGCGCCCGGUCACCGCGCAGACCCGAGCAAGAGAACAACCAAAUAUUUUACACUUACAUCGGCCUGUGACAUUUUGGAGACAUGACUUCACUGAGAUAUGGUGGAGACAGCAAGAGCCUUCUCUUUUUCCACUUGAAUUAGGGACUUGAUUUUUUUGGUGGCAUUCAUACAGUGACCUGAAUUUCUAAAAAUGGUGGGAUCCACAGUUCCCUGAUUUCUGUAAAAUCACUUUAAAAUAAUAGCUAACUUUGUCAAGUGCCUACUAAUUGCCGGAUGCAUGAGGGAGUUCACACCCUUAAACUACCUUCAUGAUAGCCUCAUGUUACAGAUGAGGAAACUCAGGCUAAGAAGAAAGUGACUUGACCACAGCCGUACAGUUAGGCUAGGCACUGGUGGAGUAGAAACAAACCUCUGGGUCCCGUGUGAUCCCAAGUCAGUGCUUUUCUCUGUAUCCUUUGAUGUUGGUCACCAACAGCUUUCUAUGUAUCUACUCACGGUGCCUCUCCCUUGUUUCCCAGAGCUGUCUGGAGCCUGAGGCUCCCCACCUUAUAUCUCUUGCCACUGCCCUUGGCCUGUGCACGUGCUCUGCGCUGAUUCUCUGCCUAGGAAAGGACCAUGCAGCUGGAGAUCAAAGUGGCCCUGAACUUCAUCAUCUCCUACUUGUACAACAAGCUGCCCCGGCGCCGGGCAGACCUGUUUGGGGAGGAGCUAGAGCGGCUUUUGAAAAAGAAAUAUGAAGGUCACUGGUACCCUGACAAGCCACUAAAGGGCUCUGGGUUCCGCUGUGUCCACAUUGGGGAGAUGGUGGACCCUGUAGUGGAGCUGGCUGCCAAGCGGAGUGGCCUGGCGGUGGAAGACGUGCGGGCCAAUGUACCUGAGGAGCUAAGUGUCUGGAUUGACCCUUUUGAGGUAUCCUACCAGAUUGGUGAGAAGGGGGCUGUAAAAGUGCUAUACUUGGAUGAUAGUGAGGGCUGUGGUGCCCCAGAGCUGGACAAAGAGAUCAAGAGCAGCUUCAACCCUGAUGCCCAGGUGUUUGUGCCCAUUGGCAGCCAGGACAGCUCCUUGUCAAACUCCCCAUCACCAUCCUUUGGCCAAUCGCCUAGCCCCACCUUUAUCCCCCGUUCUGCCCAGCCCAUCACCUUCACCACCGCCUCCUUUGCUGCCACCAAAUUUGGUUCCACCAAGAUGAAGAAGGGUGGUGGGGCAGCAGGUGGAGGGGGUGUGGCCAGCAGUGGAGCAAAUGGCCAACAGCCUCAGCAGCAGCCUCGUCUGGCUCGCUCACCCACCAGCAACCUACUGAAGCACAAGAGCCUCUCUUUGUCUAUGCAUUCACUGAACUUCAUCACAGCCAGUCCGGCCCCUCAGUCCCAGCUCUCACCCAAUGCCAAGGAGUUCGUGUACAAUGGUGGUGGCUCACCUAGCCUAUUCUUUGAUGGAGCAGAUGGCCAGGGCAGCAGCACCCCAGCCCCUUUUGGGGGCAGUGGGGCUGGCACCUGCAACAGCAGCAGCUUUGACAUGGCCCAGGUAUUUGGAGGUGGUGCCAACAGCCUCUUCCUGGAGAAGACACCUUUUGUGGAAGGCCUCAGCUACAACCUGAACACCAUGCAGUAUCCCAGCCAGCCUUUCCAGCCUGUUGUGCUGGCCAACUGACCAUCCCCACACCCAUGGGGCCAGGAGCACCCAAGAGCACAGAAAAGAGAAAAAGGAAAGGCCAAAAAAAAGAGGAAAAGAAAAAUAUAAAAAGAUUUCCAAUCUUCUCACUCUCACUUCUAGAAAAAGAUCCAGCUUGGGCGUGGAAUGGAAGGGGGCUCCCAAAGCACCGUAUCCUGUUUAACUCACCACCCCCGACUGUUUGCCUGCUGCCUCUGAUUUAUUUGGUUGGUUUGGGUUUUAUAUAUUUUUUUUUCUUACGUGUAGUUUUCUAUAUAACAUCUUUAAUUAGUGGCUUCCUGUACUAAGAAUGGUCCAGAUGUGAAUUGCUGCUCCCUGUUCCUCCCUCCCUCCUUCACACUCCUGAUUUAGGAUUUGUGUGUCCAAGCUCACAGGGAAGGAAGAACUGCAGCUGGAGCCUGGCCCUUCCUGGAAUGGGGAGAGUCUGGCCUAUGUCACUGCCUCUGUCACCCAGCUAUCCUCGCAUUCAAAGCCAUCCAACCUCAGCAGUCCUUCUCAGGUCCUGCCACCAGUAGGUCCGAACCCAGUCCCCACUCCCUUUCAGGCUGGGCCCCAGGGAGCUGCUGGCUGGCCACUCAACACCCUCCCCCUGGAGCUGAUGUCUGUGACUACAGGGAGGUUAGCACUUUGUCCAGUUGAAUUCCUUUCAUCUCUGUCCUGUGGCUCUAUGCUCUACUCCCCUCCCCUCCUGGACCAUCACCAUGGCCCUGGGGACCUGGCUAUUAAUAUGUGUAGCCUCUUUCUCUCAUGCAGCCUGUUCUUCCCUGAGCCUGAGGCUGUGGGUAAGGCCAGGGUGGAGGGGGUGUAUGUGGGAGCGGGCGUGUGCGCACUUGCUUGCAUGUAUGGUUUGCUGUCCUCUUUAAAGGUUUCCAAGCCAUGUGAAACUUUUCCUCUGGAUUUGAUUCUGGGCUACAGCAAGUGCUUAUUUAUAUGUGAGGCUGGGGAAUGGGUCACAAGUGGUCAUAGGUCCUUUGUAGGGCAGAACAGGUGGUGGGUGAUGCUGCAGCUGAGUCUAACACUACCAGGGGAAAGCACUGCAGAAGGAACUGGUUUCCACACUGCAAAAAGAUCAGCACUUUUGUUUUUUUUCGACAAAAAAAAAAGGGGGGUUCGCUCUGGAAGGCAGAGGGAAUACCCAAGCCUCUAUGCCUAAGAAAAGUCCCUGGACUCACACCUUCCUGUUGUGUGACCUUCGCCCUGGAGUGGGGGAACUGCUCACCCAAGUACUCUUGGAGGCUGCAGGGAGGUAGGUGGGAAUUUGGAGAUAGUGCCUAUAGUGGGCAGUCCUGAGCCUCUGGUGUUUGGGUUGUAGAUGUUAUUUUAGUACCCAUGAGCCCCUGCCUGAUUGAGAGCUUCUUGGUACCUCUUGCCAUCCCCUCUCGCUACCCUGGCCCAAUCUACUGGACCUUGAUGCUGUGAAGAGUUGUGUUCUAGGCAGGCCAGGCUGGACUGCCACUUGGCAAGCCCAGCUGACAUCUGGACAUAAAAGAGCACUGCUCCUCUGCUUCUGCUUGCAGAGAGGUGGCUUCUCUAGCCCUGGGAGGCAGCUUCCAUGCCAUGAUGCUUUGGCAAGUAGGGCACUUGGCAUCAUCAGGGUCCCAUCACCAGAAAGCACCAAAGCCCCUGGCACUUCACCCACUGCAUCCUCCCCAGGGACCCCAAGUGAGCAACUGCUGUGGCAGUGGAUCCGGCCCAGAUAGACACUGCCAGCUUCCUCUCCCUGCAGUGGGCAUCAGCUCUACCUCCCCCAGCGGGCAGUGCCCUGGCUUCUUGGCCUAGCAUCUAUCCCUCUAGACUUCUCAGGGGCCAGCCCAAUCUGGGCCACCCUCUUCCUCAUCCUCAGCUCCCACAUAGGUGACAGGCCCAGGCAGAUGGCUUCUCGCUGGGAAAGGUUGGAUGCCGCCUUACCCCUUCUAGGCCUUCGUCCCACUGACACAGGUACCCACCCACACCCAGGUCACUUGUUCUCACAACACAUAGGGAAGGGGGGAGACCAACCCCUUUGUGUCUUUUGAAAUACGAAGAAAAAUGUGUGUUCAGGAGCAUGACUCCAGUACUGGGCUCAUGGGCCCAGAUCAGUCUGUCUUGUCUCAGAUCUAAGCAUUUUUGCUUCAAUUUUAUUUUUUUUAAGAAAACAAAAACAAAUCUGCACUAACUUAACCUGUUUUCGUAGGAAAACCUUUUUUUUUUAUUUUUUACAUUUUUUUGGUGUCCGUUUGUAUUAAAUAAUUUGCUACAUUUGUAAAAUGUAAGAGGUAUAUAUAAUAUAUGUAUAUUUCUAACGUAAAAAUUGUAAUUUUCUUUUCAGGAUUUUUUCUUAAAAAAAUGAAAGAAACGUAUUUUUUCAGGAAAAACAAACUUUAAAAUAAAAAAAAAGGAGAAUAAAACCUUUCUCCCCUUGCCCCAUCCUCUCUCUCUAUCCCUCUUUCCCAAGAACAAAUCAAAAGGUGGAUUAUUUGUAAAGAAUGUAAACCGUAGGCCCAGAUGAUGGCCUUUUCUCAAGGCAGUGAGCUACAGACUAUUCUCUCCCUAGGGACGGGAAGGGGGCCUCGAGGCAAACAGGGAGAGGAGCCGGGAGAGCAGGGUGGUGAACUUUUUCUUUAGUGAAGGAGGGAUACAUCAAGCAUUUUGUAUUCAGAAUGUUGUGCAAUAUUUUGGAAUGGGACAUUAGUGUGUCUAGAGAUUUUAGUUUAAAAACAAAACAAAAAGAUUGAUCAAAUCUGUACAGUUUAUAUUGUUCCAGAUUUUUUUAAGUUUGUAUUAAAAGCAUGAUAUAUAAUA
Nycticebus coucang (slow loris) is the source of this 6047-nucleotide messenger RNA. It is a transcript of the gene TOB2, whose product is annotated as transducer of ERBB2, 2. Gene Ontology annotation, biological process: regulation of gene expression. The transcript has 2 exons. Gene Ontology annotation, cellular component: cytoplasm; nucleus. Gene Ontology annotation, molecular function: transcription corepressor activity. Bases 2211 to 3245 code for a protein of 344 amino acids. The record is from RefSeq and is a predicted model, not a curated record. NCBI's taxonomy places the organism in Eukaryota, Metazoa, Chordata, Mammalia, Primates, Lorisidae.